Messenger RNA from Neurospora tetraspora, 443 nucleotides. RefSeq lists its product as uncharacterized. The coding region runs from base 162 to 443 and encodes 93 amino acids. Lineage: Eukaryota; Fungi; Ascomycota; Sordariomycetes; Sordariales; Sordariaceae. The transcript has 3 exons. The record is from RefSeq and is a predicted model, not a curated record.
GCUUGCUUGUUUCCACUUCUGCUGGGGGUAAAACACCUUGAGCGUAAGAGAAGCCUAUUGCCAGCAAAGGUCGAUAACAAACAUGCGGCAAACAUGAAUCUCUAGCCAGUCAGGUCGACCACACAUUCUGUCACGAGACACGAUACACACAUAGCUUAGAUAUGAGCGUGGACAGCUCGGGAGCGAACACGGCCGUAUUCCCACGCACAGUUGUGUUUGAUAGGGCACAGGGCAAAGCCGUACCCAACGACCGUCUACAUCCCCACAUCGUGCUUCCGGCCACGGAAACUUUACCGGCUUCUCCCGGACCGGGCGAGCCUCCUCGGACCCAAGCCUCGCACAGAGAUGGAACUAAGUGGAAAAUACUACGGCUACCCGACGGACGUGUUACUUCAUCUGUUCAUACCCUCAGUCGUCACCGGCUUUCCAGCAUCGUUCCAUAA